AUCAGACUAAGAAAACAUGCAUGAAUGCAAACACUCGCUUUUGCAUCUCUAUUUCUCCCCUUGUCUCCCUCACACAUACAUGCAUUUCUUGGAAGUCAACAUAUUAGCAGCUGUCCAAUUAGAGUAUACUGCAGUGUGUGUGUGUAUGUGAAAGAGUGAGAGAGUGUGUGUGUGUGUGUGUGUGAGAGAGAGAGAGAAUGGACUAGAUGCUGAAUAUUUUAGAGUUACUAUAUUAAGCAGUGCUCACAUUUAGAUGGGAGCGAGAAGAAGAGCUCAAGCCAUAUCUGGCUUUUCUGCCACAUCUCUCUCUUUGUCUUGGCUUUGCAUCUCUCUUUUCUUGGCUGUAUUUGUUUUCUUGCUUUCCAAAUACAUUGAGAGCGCUGUACUAGUUACUUUAACAAAAUAGCCUUGUGACACCUUUGCAUGCAUUGUUUUUGCAGUUUUUCAGUGUUAUUUAUGGACACCAGUUCUUUAAAUGUGCUAAUUCACAGUCUAAAUAUGAAAGGUUCAAAGUCCAUUGAGGGGAGACUGAUGUGAGGCAGAUGUUGUUCAUCAGGAAGUCACUUGGAGGUGCUCUAGAUUCUCUUAAUAUCAAGAAGAGCUAUUAAAUACUGCACAUAUACAAAGUCCCUAAUGGAUUGAGACAGACAUGUUUCAGGUAGACGCUUGAAAAUGUGUGAAAGGGACAGGUGAAGGGAAAUCAUCUCCAUGGUCAGAUUUUUUUGAUUAUUUAUUGCUUAUAAAUGCUUGUAGAUCAGUUCGUUAUUUCUAUAUCUACUAUCAUUGUGACACUGCUGUUCAAAUGUAUUAGAUUGGUAAGGUUUUUUAAAAGGAGUAGUCUCUUAUGUUCACCAAAGCUGCUUUUAUUUGCUCGAAAUACAAGAAAAUAUUACUGUAAUGUACUGGUAUAAUUUAAAAAAAUGUUUUCUAUUUUAUGUAUUUUCAGCAGCCAUUAGUCCAGUGUCACACGAUACUUCAGAAAUCAUUCUAAUAUGCUGAUUUGCUUUGAUCUUUUUCAAUGUUUAAAACAAGUUGUGGUGCUUACUAAUUUCAUGGAAACCAUGAUACGUUUAAUGCAUCAUUGUCGAAUAAAAGUAUUACUUUCCUUCCAAAAAAAACCCCCUUUCAGACUCCAAACUUUGGACCUGUGUGUUUUUGUGUGUUUUCUGCACAGUGAAAGAGCAGACUCAUCUCUUCACAGUGUUGCAGUUUAUAAACACUGGCAGUCACCGAGAUCAAUAGGAGUGGAGUUAAAUGCCACACAUAAGGCACUUACUGAACCAGAAAAAAACUCCUAAUAGUUUCCAGAUGAGCCUCUGGAGUUAAUCUCAGACAGUAGCUGCCACCUUUUUCAUUUUAGCCGCAAACUCCGACCGGACAUGGGCAUAAAGGCUCGAGUGCUGGAGACGUUUGUCAUGCUCUUUCUGCUGGGUCUCCUCAUCCUGGGCAUUGUAUGGGUGGCGUCCGCUCUCAUCGACAAUGAUGCAGCCAGCAUGGAAUCGCUCUAUGAUUUAUGGGAGUUUUAUCUGCCAUACCUCUACUCCUGCAUCUCUCUGAUGGGAGGCCUGUUGCUGCUUAUGUGUACUCCAGUAGGACUGUCACGCAUGUUCACAGUGAUGGGCCAAUUACUAGUCAAACCCACAAUUUUAGAGGAUCUGGAUGAGCAAAUUUAUUGUAUACAGCUGCAGGAAGAGGCCAUGGAGCGUAGACUCAAUGGUAUGAUGUCAAACUCUUAUUUCCAUGGAAACUCUCAGCUCCAUCUCUACAAAGAGCUGGACAACAUUCGCAAUCAGAGGAACAAACUCGAAAGGAGAAAGAAGGCCUCAGCCUGGGAAAAGAACCUCCUUUACCCCAUAGUGAUGCUGAUCCUGCUUGCUGGAACGGCGAUUUCUGUUCUACUGGUUGCCCUGAACAUUGUGUACUUGCUUGUUGAUGAGACGGCUUUGCCAAAGGGUUCAACGGAAGGAAAUAUUGGCAAUGCCUCCUUAUCCAAAUUUGGAGUUGCCCAGGCAGUUAUUGAAAUCAUUCUCAUAUUUUAUCUGAUGGUCUCAUCCGUGGUUGGCUUCUAUAGCCUUCGCAUCUUUCAGGAGCUCACACCCAGAAAGGACGACACUACCAUGACAACGAUCAUUGGUUGCUGUGUAUCCAUUCUAGUGCUGAGCUCGGCCUUGCCUGUCAUGUCCCGAACACUUGGAAUAACAAGGUUUGAUCUCCUGGGUGAUUUUGGACGAUUUAAUUGGCUUGGAAAUUUUUACAUCGUACUUUCCUACAAUCUUCUGUUUGCUGUGGUAACCACAUUGUGUCUGGUCCGAAAAUUCACAUCUGCUGUGCGAGAGGAACUCCUCAAAGCCCUCGGUCUGGAUAAAUUAAAUCUGUCCAACAGUACGACAGAUGCAGAGUCGGGGAAACAUGCUGUCAACGGGCAUCAGAAAACUCAGUGAGAACAAAAUCGAGCCAUUUUCACACAAACUCAUGUGUAUGCAGUUGGCGUCUUUAUUUUAAGAGUACUGUGGUAUUUAGUCAGAGAGUGGAAGUGUUUAGUCUUUGAGAGGUCAACCUACAAUACAGUAGUGUAGUGUAAAUACCUCUGUACCUCACUCCAGAAUGCUUCCAGCUUCACAAAUGUUUCAUUCGGGUUAGUAGUGUUUGUUCAUCAGCUUGUAAAUGCUUUCAUUUCAAUUCUCUUAAGUGAAAGCAUGUUUUUUUUUUUUUUUUUGCUGAUCUGCACGCCUAAAAGGCCUCCUGACUGCACCCUUCAGUGAGGGAUUAUUAUUAUUAUUUUGAUUUAUCUAUGAUUCUUUCUCUAGUUUGAUUAGGGGAAAUAUUAAGCUGUUUGCCAAGCUGAUCAUUUCACGUUUAAUGAAGGAUGCAUUAGUCUCAGUUAGGGCUUAUAAUUUUCCUCAAUUAUAGUUUGAUUGCAUUUCGUGCCCUCGAAGAUCAGUAUUUUGUAAAGUUAAAUAGACCUUGUUAAAAGAAAUGGGUUUAGUUUGCAUAAAAACAGCACACAAAUGACAUAAACAUGUUUGUUAAUGACAAGAGAGGCACACACAAUAUUAUUACUAAUACUAGAAGCUACAUUCUCCAAAUGCAGAGUGGUCAAAUUGAACACUGGCAAAGAAAUUGUUGCAGUGAGUCUAACAGAACAUAGAUCUCAAUUUAAGUUAUAGAUGCUUUAAUGCCAAAUUAACUGGUUCUUAUGCAAAUGGGGCACAUUACAAAUUCAGUUAAAAAAAAUCUACAAGCAAAACACGAUGGCCAGUCACAAUGACAAAUACUAAUAGUAAGCAGCAGUCUAUAGCUGUCUAAUGUUUUGUUUGAAUUUUGAUGUGUAAGUUUGUAAGGAAGUUUAGUAAUCAGAAAACUUGUUGUUCUUUGUCUGCCAUUGCAUAUGUUUACAUUCACUUGGUUAAAAUGAAGAUCAAUUAUAAUUUACAUGUUGAUUCAUUAUAAAUGAGGAAGCAUUAUGAUUUUAGUUUCCUCAUGCUUUACUGUGACAAUUCAGGUUUGUUGGAAGUGACAGAAUUAAGUAAUGGGAAUUGACGAGGAAACUCCCCGAAACAUGUGCCUUACUCACAAUAUUGGCAUAUACUGGGUAGUAUUACAAUAUUACAAAGAGUGGAGGAGCCUACCUGCCAAAUUUCUUCUUGUACUGCAACUGCUCUUGUUUUCAUUGGUAGGCAAGGUUCAGAUUAUGGGAGUCCCAUUAUUCGAGUCACUACCAACAACCAGCCUAAUAUGUUACUGUGUUUACUUGAACUGGUUGUGGCAGAUUGUGUUUUGGGAUGUUGCCACCUGCCAGUCACUCUUCGCAAAAUCACCAAAAUGAUUUAACACGUGUAAUGGAGUGUAGUGUAUUGUAGUCUUGUACAAAAUUGAAAAGACAGCAGAGAAAUGCUGUUCUACUGUCGUAGGAGUAAACUGCACCAAAUAUAUGGGAGAAGAUGAGGCACAAUCUUGGGAUAUGCUUCCUGUGCCUGUACUUAAAUCUGCUGCUGCUUCCUUCACAACAUUGGAUCCUAUACUAUGCUACAUGUACUACGCAAACCGACAGCAUACUUCCAAUAACAUACAUCCUUUUGACUUGGUUUUUACUGCAGAGCUUGUAAGGAUCUAUAUAUUUGCCUUAUUUCAACAUCACUAGCGAAACAGCCUUCACAACAUCUAGUCUGUACCUCGCAGCUGCUUUGCUUUCUGCAAAUGGCAGAUUAUCCGUGAAGAUAUCUGUAUGUUUUUCCACUCACUCUCAUGCUGGAUUUUAAGCCAGUUCAGUCUGUUCAGUCGAACAAAAUACCGGUCUACACAGAUCGGUGGCUAAACUCUUACAUUAUGUAGGAUCUUGAUUAUAAUGGCUGUGAAAACAGGACUGCAGCGCCACAUCAGUCUGAUUCACAUCUAUGAAAGCUUAUUGUGAAGUCCGAGCGGAGUCCGUUGUCAUUACGCGUGUAGAGCGCAGCACGACUCAUUGAAGGGUCUCUUUUGUAGCUAUGAAAUACAGUGUCAUAGAAGCUAUUUUGGUUUGUUUUUAUUUUUGUCUAAAUGUUACUGAUUAUACAGUUAAUGUUCAAUAUGUUAAGUAUAGUUUCCAAACAUUCCCAUUCUGAUGACAAAACCAAUAGGCUAAAAUAACAUCAAAUCAUGAUGUUUUGGCCAGUCCUGACAUUUCUCUUAAGGGUUUAUGUAAAAGCUGAACGGACAUUCUGUGUGCAGUCUUCAGUUUUCAUCUCUUUAACUAUGGCAAGCCUCAUAAUAAUGUAAAUGGUGUAUUUACAUGUAUAUACAGUAUAUUUCUUUGUUUUAUUUUUGUAGAAUGUAGAUAUGAAGUGGCCUUUGAGCCUCGUUCAUACUAUGCUAUCUGUGGAAAAGGCCAGACAGUUAUUAAUUCAGUUGUUAAUUAUACAAAACAAACAAAACAAAUCACCUCUGAUGCCUUAAACAGGCUUUCUAGGCUUUUUUGUUUUUGUCUCCUGUUGUCCAGUAUUUAGGAGACAAGUUAUGCAUGUGUGAGAUGUGCAAGUGAGUGAGACCGAUUAUUAGUUUGUGUACCUUUUUAUUGACUUAUUCACUGUGAAUCCCUCGUGUGAUUGUCAAUAACAUGGCGUAUCUUUUCACUCGAACUGGCCAAAGUCAAAAGAAACUAUCAGGGCACUGAUACUGAAUAUUAAAGUUUGGGCAGAAAUCAUUUUAAGAAAUGGAUUGAGUCUGCAGAGGUCUAGGAUUCACAUGAGGGACACUGGAUUCAAAGCCUGUGGAAAGGACAUUUAAAAGUGGACACCUCAGUGGGUUCUGGGCUGUUGUGUGCUUUUCAUUGUCAUGGAUUUAAAUAUGUUGCAUGUAAAAUAUCUUUUUCUUCCUGUUGAUUUGCACAAGGAACAUUUUGUAAGAAGGUAUCUGGGGAAUAAGUGUAUUAUGUCAAUAGUUGUGUCACUGAAGUAAAUUUAUAAUGUUUUUUCUUUUUUUGUGUGUAUGUGUAUUAUACUUUAAUGUCACAACUUUUAUAAUGCCAGAGCAUCUUAUAUUAUUAUUACCUAUAUAAUACUACAUUCUUUAAUGCUAAAUUCUACUCUUUGGCUUUAAUCGAAUUGGUUUUCAAGGAAUAUUGCUGUUGCUUUAUGCAGGACAAGGUCAAGGACUGGUGUGUCAGUUUGUGUCUUGGGUUUCUCAAAAUAGAGACAUUUGCAGUGAUACACUAAAAAGAACUGAAAGAAAAAGAAUGCAGAUUCAUUCCAUAUUCUAUAAUCUGCUUGUCUGUACAAAAUUGGCACAAGAGUUACAAAAAAUGUAGUACAUCAAAGAUGCUGUGGUAUAUCAGUUUAUUAGUCUGUUGAACUGUUGACAGCGUUUCACUAGAAAGUGUCCCGUCUACAUCAAAUAAACUCGUUCGUUCAUGAAUUCUAAUCUUCAGAUCCCAAGGGAAAGCUUAAUUCUAUUUCCAUUUUUUCCUGUUGCUUCUUUUACAUGUGUGAAUGUAUUUUCAGAAUGUUUUCUCUCUUGUGUUUGUAGAGUUUCAUUGCAUAUGUUUGUGAAGCAAAAUGUUCAGAUUGUCUUUAGUUUACUUUGUAUUUCAUUUCAGUUUACAAUAAAGUGACUUUUGACCAUU
Molecule: messenger RNA, 6097 nt
Organism: Carassius gibelio (silver crucian carp)
Lineage: Eukaryota; Metazoa; Chordata; Actinopteri; Cypriniformes; Cyprinidae
Product: limb region 1 protein homolog
Exons: 13
Coding region: 1380-2441 (353 amino acids)
Biological process (GO): signal transduction
Molecular function (GO): transmembrane signaling receptor activity
Source: RefSeq, a predicted model, not a curated record